AUGAACCUCUACUCCGUCUUCCCCGAGGCCGACUUUCUCGAUUUCGUGAACGCGCCCCUAGGCAAGGGUCUACCGGUGACCCGACCCUUGAAGCCUCUCGUGGCCGUGCCGACCACCGCUGGCACCGGCUCAGAAACCACAGGAACCGCCAUCUUCGAUCUCGUAUCCAAAAAGGCCAAGACGGGGAUCGCGCACCGGAAUCUGAAACCCACGCUGGGGAUCUGCGACCCCCUCAACACGCGCACCAUGCCCUCCGCCGUGAAAGCGGCCUCAGGUCUCGACGUGCUCUGCCACUCGCUGGAGUCGUGGACCGCCAUCCCGUAUAACGAGCGCACGCCGCGCCCCACGAACCCGAUCAACCGUCCAGCCUACCAGGGCGCCAACCCGAUCUCGGAUAUCUUCUCCCUGCAGGCGCUUCGCAGCACCGUAGAGUACCUCCCCCGAGCCGUGCGGGAUCCCGACGACAUGGAGGCGCAGUCGCAGAUGCUGUUGGCCGCGACGCUGGCCGGCGUGGGAUUCGGCAACGCGGGCGUGCACCUCUGCCACGGCAUGAGCUACCCGAUUUCCAGCCAGAACCCGGGAUACAAGCACGCGGGCUACCAGGUCGACCAGCCCAUCAUCCCGCACGGCGUGUCGGUCGCCGUUACAGCGCCUGCUGUUUUCCGAUUCACGGCGGCGUCCAACCCGGACCGGCAUUUGGCCGCCGCCGAGGCGUUCGGCGUCGACAUCUCGAACGUUAAGCGCGAGAGCGCGGGCGAGGUACUGGGCGAGGCGCUGGCCGACUUCCUGGCCAAGCUGGGCGACCAGCCGCGCGGACUGAAGGAUCUGGGAUUCAAGCCGUCGGACGUCGAGUCGCUGGUGGAGGGGACGCUUCCGCAGAAGCGGGUGCUGAUGCUUGCGCCCAAUCUCAAUGAGGAGUUGGAGGCCGAGAAGGGAGAAUUGAGGAAGUUGCUGGAGGAAUCGAUGUCGUAUUAA
Aspergillus melleus is the source of this 975-nucleotide messenger RNA. Its product is annotated as hydroxyacid-oxoacid transhydrogenase. Bases 1 to 975 code for a protein of 324 amino acids. Gene Ontology annotation, cellular component: mitochondrion. Gene Ontology annotation, molecular function: metal ion binding; alcohol dehydrogenase (NAD+) activity. The transcript has a single exon. The record is from RefSeq and is a predicted model, not a curated record. Lineage: Eukaryota; Fungi; Ascomycota; Eurotiomycetes; Eurotiales; Aspergillaceae.